CCCACUGUCACUUUCCGGCGUCAUAUCCAUCACAUGUCUGGCCACGCACCCAUGCCAGCAGCCCAAACCUUCUCAUCAUCACUUCUUACCUGACCACAUGUGUGUGGCACCAGCCCAAGCCCUUUAGCUCUUGUGUAUCAAUCGCUUUAACACCCCCAAGCAGCUAUCAACCUCGCUAGCCAGCAACCGCCAAGGGCCGUCGGCUGCGCAACCAUCUACCUGCCCCUGCGCCGUGCUAUGCCCUGCUGAGCGGUGAUUGUUGUGGUGAGACUCUGACCCACAAUCCUGCAAGACGUCCUGCCUGUGACAAGGCAUCCUCGGCAAUCAUGGGUGCUGUCCUGGCCGUCUGGAGGGUGGUAGUAGAAGUUGUUAGCUUUUGGAAAAGAAAGCUCUUCUCAUGGUACAGCCGCAAGAACCCAGUCGAGCUUUGGCUAGACUUGCUGCGCAACGCGGAGACUUUCGACGACUGGGAAGAGGCAGCCCUACACCUCGACAACCUGCUCGGUCUUGAUCAUUGGCGAAAUAAUCCAACUUCCAAAUAUUACGACUGGAGGCUCAUCACCGAACGGCUCAACUCGUUAGCAGAAGCAAGAGAAGAAAAUGACUUUCAACAACUCGUCAAUCUUUUGCGGUCGGGGCUGGUUCGCAACCUUGGCAACAUCACCGUACCUAAGCUCUACAACCGAUCCUUCUCUGGUAGCAAGUAUCUGAUCGAAGAAUAUAUCGCCCAAGUAGCGGAGACUAUCGAGGAUAUCAGCACGCUACCAACAAAUGCAAUACCACUCGUACACGGAAACGAACGCGCUCUUACAAAUCAGAUGAAGUUGGACUUCUUCCAUGACACUCGACAGGCUUUUGGUAGAAGUACACUUGUUCUCCAGGGCGGCGCCAUAUUUGGUCUAUGCCACCUUGGUGUUGUUAAAGCACUUUUUCUGCGCGGACUCCUACCACGGAUUAUAACCGGGACAGCAACUGGCGCUUUGAUCGCCGCUUUAGUCGCCAUCCACACAGAGGAGGAGUUGCCCCGAGUGCUCAAUGGUGACGGCAUUGACUUGAGUGCAUUUGCCUCAAAGGCGCGCACAGACAACGGCAACCGAUCUUCGUCGCAGUCUUUUCGAACUCGGUGGAAUACACUCGUGCGAAGACUUCGUCGGUUUACUAAAGAGGGAUACUUUCUUGAUGUUACGGUUCUUGAAGACUGCGUCAGAGCCAACGUCGGUGAUCUGACUUUCGAGGAAGCCUACAAUCAUAGCAAACGAGUUUUGAAUAUCACGGUGGCUACUGAAGGUCAAGCAGGGGUUCCAACUCUCCUAAACUAUAUCACAGCUCCCAAUGUUCUCAUUUGGACAGCCGCGGUUGCAUCGAACGCUUCUACGCAGACCUUUUAUGGGAAACAAAAAGCAACGAUCCUUUGCAAAGAUGCGAAUGGAAAUAUCGUUCCAUGGGCUCCUGCUAACGCUACCGAUUUUCGACAUUGGUCACACGCGUCGUACUCAGACCGAGAUUCGCCACUACGCCGCAUCGCCGAGCUUUUCAAUGUCAAUCACUUUAUUGUUAGUCAAGCCAGGCCCUACCUAAUUCCGUUUCUUCAGUCCGAUAUGCAUGGCCCAUCAAUGGUUGAAACGCGAGGUAAGGUUACACAAUUAUCUGCCUUUCUUGUCCGUAUGGUUGGCCUCGAAUUACGGCAUCGGCUACGUCAGCUGGAUACUCUCCAGCUCUUACCCUCCAGUAUCCGCCGAUUUUUAGUGGACGAGCAAGUGCCUGGCGCUUCCAUGACUCUGGUACCCGAGAUCACAGCAUGCGACUUUAUACGGCUUCUGGAAGUGCCCACGCGAGAAACACUCAGCUACUGGAUUUUGCGCGGUGAGCGAAGCGUUUGGCCGGCGGUUGCCGCGCUGCGAAUCCGCUGUGCUGUGGAAAAUGAAUUAGACAGGUCGUACCAGGUUGUGAGAAAGCUCAAGGCUGGUGAUCUACGAAGAAAAGGCAGCAUCUCUAUCGCAGGAGACGUGCAAAAAUGAUGGCUAUGCCCGCAUGACCAGCUUACAAUCAUGUAUCGCACCUCAGUGCCUUCAGUACUGAGACCCUAUUUGACUGGCAUAUUACAUCAGAGGCGUUUGGAGUGUUAUUUAUUUAUUUAUACCCAGAUACCAGAAAUCAUUGUCCGCAACGUUUAUAACAGAGGUAGAUUGCAAAUGCUAAAGUUCAUCCGAAAUGCUAGUCUCGGCCCGCACGAGAACGCAUGCAUCAUUCCUCCAUUGAGAUCUGGUGCCUAUUUCUCCACUGUGGUCCAUUAAGGCGCAUUGGUGCAAAAGGGCAGAUCUGCGACGCCGAUCGAAGUCCAGCGCACGGCAAAUCUAGAGAUUGGUCACUGCAAGGGAUGUAAUAUUGAUCGGCCGCUACAAGAACUGAGGGCAAUCUAUUUUGGGCAACACGACAAAAGCAAUUGCACGGUAGAGGAGAAUCGCAAACAUGGUGGUUCGUCAUAACCGACGCAGUGGUUCAUGUAAAGGAGAAUAUAUUUA
Molecule: messenger RNA, 2522 nt
Organism: [Torrubiella] hemipterigena
Lineage: Eukaryota; Fungi; Ascomycota; Sordariomycetes; Hypocreales; Clavicipitaceae
Source: the annotation of a GenBank genome assembly